AUGGCCAAAGAAGUACGGAAAACUCAUGAUCUCCACUUCUGCUCGAGAACUCGCCUUGUUUUUGCCAGCAUAUCGCCUUACGAGUUCUUGAAUAUAAGCUUCUCACCCUAUGGUGAAUAUUAUAGAGAAACGAGAAAUAUAUGCACCUUCGAACUUUUCAGUGCCAAGAAGGUGCAAUCAUUUCAAUUGAUAAGGGAAGAAGAGAUUUCACUAAUGAUCAAUACUAUCUCUCAUUCUUCAGCAACUCCUAUAAAUCUUAGCAAGCUGAUGAUGACACUGGCAAAUAAUAUAAUUUGCAGAGCUGCGAUGGGUAAGAAGUAUCAAGAAGGUGGAUAUGAGAAGGAUAUAUUUCACAGGUUUCUCAUCAAAGUGCAGGCAUUAGCAGGCAGUUUUUAUAUUGCAGACUUCUUCCCGUCAAUAGGUUGGAUGGACAAGCUAACUGGACUUGCAGGUAGGCUCGAGAAGAACUUCAGUAUGUUUGAUGCUUUUUACGAGCAGCUCAUCAGGGAGCACGUUGACCCCGAGAGGACGAGACCCGAACAUAAAGAUAUAGUUGAUGUAUUGCUUUGGUUUCAAAAGGAUGGACACGUAACAAAAGAUCACAUCAAAGCAGUGCUAAAGGUACAUUAA
Molecule: messenger RNA, 630 nt
Organism: Elaeis guineensis (African oil palm)
Lineage: Eukaryota; Viridiplantae; Streptophyta; Magnoliopsida; Arecales; Arecaceae
Source: RefSeq, a predicted model, not a curated record